This is a messenger RNA of Labrus mixtus (cuckoo wrasse), 2338 nucleotides long. RefSeq names its product wingless-type MMTV integration site family, member 4b (gene wnt4b). The record is from RefSeq and is a predicted model, not a curated record. Gene Ontology annotation, cellular component: extracellular region. Gene Ontology annotation, biological process: multicellular organism development; cell fate commitment; canonical Wnt signaling pathway. The transcript has 9 exons. Lineage: Eukaryota; Metazoa; Chordata; Actinopteri; Labriformes; Labridae. Bases 594 to 1670 code for a protein of 358 amino acids. Gene Ontology annotation, molecular function: frizzled binding; cytokine activity.
CACUCUCAUUCUCUACCUCCUUUAUAACCCAUCACUCCCAUCUCACUGCUCUCACUCAUUCUCACUGUUUCCAACUGGAAUGGACAUUUGUUUUAAUGGGAACCAAACUGAGCACUUGCUGACACAACGUUAUGCUGCUUUUUUGUAAAGUUGAAUUUUAUAUGCACUUCUGGACUUUGAGUUUUGCUUUUUGGAGGAAGUCUCUAACUAUAUGUUCAGAUAAAUUGGACAUGUGGAUUAAUUAUUGUUUGUAAAGGAUGAGAUUUUCUUGCAGUUUGUAAAAGAAAUUACUGCGAGCAUGCUUUUGCAAUCAGUGACAGCACAAUUGAAGAAGCUGAUCAACAACUUCAACGGUUGAAAUUGGGAUUAAACUUCAAUUUGAUCAAGUUAUCAUCAAGAAAGAGGAAAAACUGGAUAUCACAGGACUAUGAACUGACAUGUGGGGAUCAUCCCCAGACUCUGCUCCACAAGCAUAAACGAACACAACAACAAACAAACAAACAGACGGAGCACUUCAACUGUGGAGGCGGGCAGUGUGCUCUCCACCAGACCCAGCCUGACGCACGGAGACGGACAGACAGACAGACAGUCUGAUGCCAACUGUCUUCACUGUCAAUCUCACGGCACCACUCCUCCUCCUGUUGCUAUGGGCAACCCACCCCACCAUGGCAACCAACUGGCUCUCCCUGGCGAGGCUGCCUCGCUCGAGGCCCGUGUCAGGUGCUUCUCCAUGUGCACGCCUACGGGGCCUAACCCCGGGGCAGGUGGGUGUGUGCAGGGCGCGAGGGGAGGUCAUGGAGUCCGUACGAAAGGCAGCAGAGAUGGUCAUAGAAGAGUGCCAGCACCAGUUCAGGAACCGCCGCUGGAAUUGUUCCACCACCCCACGUGGGAUCAACGUAUUCGGCAGAGUCAUGAACCAAGGUACUCGUGAGGCGGCCUUCGUGCAUGCUUUGUCUUCAGCAGCCGUGGCGGUGGCUGUGACCCGAGCCUGCACCCGUGGGGAGCUGGAGAGGUGUGGCUGUGACAGGAAGGUCAGGGGGGUCAGCCCUGAGGGUUUCCAGUGGUCAGGGUGCAGUGACAACUUGUCCUACGGUGUGGCUUUCUCUCAAACAUUUGUGGAUGAACCAGAGCGGGCCAAGGGGCUUUCAGCAGGGCGACCACUCAUGAACCUCCACAACAAUGAGGCUGGACGAAAGGCCAUCCUUCACAACAUGCAGGUGGAGUGUAAGUGUCAUGGCGUCUCUGGCUCCUGUGAGCUAAGGACCUGCUGGAAAGUGAUGCCUCCAUUCAGGCGUGUCGGCGUUGUGCUCAAGGAACGCUUUGAUGGUGCCACAGAGGUUCGCCUGACUCGUAUCGGAUCCAGGACAGCCCUGCUCCCCCGCGACCCCCAGGUCAAACCCCCUGCUGCAAGAGACCUUUUGUACCUUGCACCCUCCCCAGACUUCUGCCAUCUCGACCCUGACAACGGUAUCCCUGGAACUGCUGGAAGAAGAUGUAAUGGAACCUCUCGGCUAGCACCAGACGGCUGUGAGCUGGUGUGCUGCGGGCCCGGGUACAGAGCAGGCCGGGCUGAGGUGGUACAGCGAUGCUCCUGCAAGUUUUCCUGGUGCUGUUCAGUCCGCUGCCAGCAGUGCAAGAACACAGUCACCAUUCACACAUGCAGAGUGUAGGAGGAACCAUGAAUGCCCCGACCAGAAGAAAGACCUGAAUAAACUACUAGACUGACACUUGUAAACACAAGACAGGACAACAAUUUUGAACUUAAAACAUUUGCUCACUUCACGUUAAAUUCUGGUCCAAAUGCAGUCUUACAUUUUUUACUGAAGCUGCAAGGCUCUGGUUUGAUGAAUCUGUUGGAAAAGCUAUUAAGUUAGUAAAAAAAAAAAAGAGCAAUGAAAAGCUUCAGAAGUAAAGCAAAAACAUAAGUGGAAAUGGACAGGCAAGCAUGAACACAAAUAUACACAAUGACAGUCAACAGUUAAUCUCAAGUUGAACUGACAAAGCCUUUGAGGCUGAACUUAACCAAAACUAACAGGGACACGUCACAGCACUAUCUAUUUUAUGCAAACUAUUCCUGUUGUGUCAUAGACUAGCUGGUCAUUGAACAUGUUCUGUAUUUAUGUUUGCUUCUCGAUUCUGGUUUAUUUAUUUAAACAUCUGAGUUUCUGCCUUACUUCAGCAUCCAGCAACUUCUUAAAUAGCAAAAAUAACUUUUACUUACGUCAGUGUCUUGUGUUUUGUCACUCCUCUUUAUGAAAGUCUUCUGUCUGUUACUGCUCAAGAGGUGUUGUUAUUUCUUUUUCAAGAAAUCUAAUAAAUACGGUAGUUUUAUCCAAAA